Drosophila mojavensis is the source of this 2073-nucleotide messenger RNA. RefSeq lists its product as uncharacterized. The transcript has a single exon. Gene Ontology annotation, molecular function: signaling receptor binding. The coding region runs from base 851 to 1696 and encodes 281 amino acids. Lineage: Eukaryota; Metazoa; Arthropoda; Insecta; Diptera; Drosophilidae. The record is from RefSeq and is a predicted model, not a curated record.
UCAGUUUUAAAGAUCAUUUCGUAGCGUUCGGUUCAGAUUUUUUGGGAGCGCACGCAAAGAGCGUUUGUGCGAGAGAGAGAGAGAGAGCGACAGUUAGUAUAGGUAGAAGUCGAUAAUUAUUUUGUGUACUUAAAAAGCAUAAAUAAACAACAAAUUCAAACUGAGUCAACUCUUGCCAAAACUUGCCAAAAACAAAAAAAGAAAAAACCCCAAUUUUCAAUUCCGUCUUCGCAUAUCAAUGUCAAGUGCUGUCCGCUCCAUCGAAUCCGGGGUCACAAGUGCUCAAGCGGCUGAUUAACGUUCAAUAGAAGCGAGCGCAAAAACAAAAAACAACAAAACAAUAAGAAACUGCAAAGCAACAAAAAAAUAAAGACUAAAAAAGGUGGAACGGCGCGAAACACGUUUCGUGUUUGUGUUUUCCUAGCUGAACAAAAAUAACAAAACAAAAUAACUAAAAUUAUUGUCAUUGUUGCCAGAAGAAAAACAAAAACAUUAACAAACUGAAUAGUAAAUAUAAAUAAACUAAAUUAAUUAAAUAAAUCAGCUGCUUGGCCAGAGUAUAGAGCAAGAAAGCAAUACACAGAAGCACUUGCCCUGACCAGAGAGGGAGAGAGAGAGAGAGAGAGUGAAAGACAGAGACAAAGCGAGACGAGUCGAGGUUAAAGUUACCAAAGCGAACCUGAUCUCAAAACUGAAGCAGCAGCAGCUCGGGAAGCGUAACGGCUCUGGCAGCUCUUACCAAAUAUGAGCAUAUGCUGUUAGCCUGGCUUUAGCUAACCACGUAAUUCAAGCAGCCGUAACUUACCAGCAACAACAACAAUAACAACAACAACAACAACAUUAAUUGAGAAUGGAGCGCUCGCAAAGCUGCAGCAAUUUCGAAGGCGCGCCGGAGGCGUUGCACGCCUCUGUUGGUGGUGUCAACAAGCCGCUUACCGGCAGCAGCGACAACUUGCCCCACCGACUUGCCAGCUGCAACAGCAGCAGCAACAUGUUGCCCAGUUUUCCGCCCAGCAAACCGUUGCGCAAACGCAAACGUCUGCAACGCCAACAAUCCGUUAUUGUGGAUGAUGCGGAUGACGAUGAUCAUCAUGAUAUGCUGAGCUGUGAGUGCGCCUAUGCCGCCGAUCUGGAGGAGAAUGACGAUGGGGAUCUGGAGAUGUCGGAGCCAUUGGUCAUGCCACGCCUGCCCCAGCGCCACAUCUUGGCCAACAGCGGACGACAGCUGCGGCACGAGGAAUCCUUCGACUCGAACAGCACGGCGCCCGAGAUGAGUCCGCAGGCGGUGCGGCAGCAUCGCUUCAGCAGUUUGCUGCUGCGCGACAGCUCCGUCUCGAUGCAGUCGGACUCGAGUCGCUAUUCGAGCGUGGACAGUCUGCUGGAGUCGCGCAAACCCGAUCCGGAGGCAAUACUCAUCAAUCUGGGCUUCGGGCCCGUCGGCACCGAGGACAUGCUCUCGCGCAUACCCAAGCGCUUCCUCAAGCCCUCCAAAGUGCCGGGCAUCGACACGGAGGCAUUCGUCAAGCGUCUGCAGCUGGCCAGUUCGUUGGCCGACUCCAGUGCCCUGGGCUAUCGCGGGCUCACCUCCAGCUCGGAUCAGCCGCCCUCGUCGAUUGUGGCCAAGAUUAUGGAACGCUUCGAGGUCAACAAUCAGCGCAAACAGUCCAUGGGCAACAUUGAGCACACGAUCAGAUGAGACGCCGAUCCGAUCCCAACACUAUCUAUCUAACUAUCCAUAUGCAUACUAUAAAUCCAAUGAAUAUCUGAAAUUGUGCAACCUAGGCUAAGUUACUACGUUAGCUAUAUAUAGCAGCCAGCGAGCGGGGUUUUACCCGACACGCGGCAACUUUUCUAUUAUUACUGUACAUUAUUAUUAUUAUAUAUAUAUAUAUAUUAUCUUUAUUGUCAUGUGAUGUUUAUCUUGUCCAUUAGCUUUUAGUUGUGCCGCGUACUUAGCUUUGUCUAUUGUUUUACCUACCGAUUCGGGUUUAUUUUUACAAUUCGUUUUACACUUAUUAUAAUCUCAGUUUUAAGCAUCAAACUAAAAUAAUAAUACAAAUUGCCUUUGAUAUA